Molecule: messenger RNA, 2324 nt
Organism: Sciurus carolinensis (gray squirrel)
Lineage: Eukaryota; Metazoa; Chordata; Mammalia; Rodentia; Sciuridae
Gene: Fcrlb
Product: Fc receptor like B
Exons: 6
Coding region: 33-1361 (442 amino acids)
Biological process (GO): cell surface receptor signaling pathway; negative regulation of immune response
Molecular function (GO): transmembrane signaling receptor activity
Source: RefSeq, a predicted model, not a curated record
UGGCCACCUUUUCUCUUCCUGCCCAUCACACUAUGCCAGCACAUCUCCAUCCUUCUGCAGCUGCUACAGGCAGAUCUAUCAUGUGGGCACUAACAGCCCUCCUGCUCCUAGUUCAAGGCAGUGGGCAAGCUGCUACACUGGAGAAGCCCAUAUUGUCUCUACACCCGCCUUGGACCACGAUCUUCAAGGGGGAACGGGUAACCUUGCGGUGUGAUGGAUACCACCCCCUGCUCCUGGAGCUCCGUCCCAUCAACACUCUCUGGUAUUUGGGCCACCUACUCCUGCCCUCCCACAAGAAGAGCAUUGAGGUACAGACACCAGGGGUAUACCGGUGCCAGACACGGGGAGCACCUGUCAGUGACCCCAUUCAUCUCUCUGUAUCUAAUGACUGGCUGAUCCUGCAAGUGCCCUAUGCUGCAGUGUUCGAGGGCGAACCGCUGGUUAUGCGCUGCCGUGGUUGGUAUGACAAGGUGGUCUACAAGCUUCACUACUACCACGACGACCAGGCUGUACGCUACUUCCAUUCUAGCACCAACUACACAGUGUUGCAGGCACGUGCGAGCGACAGCGGGCGCUACCAGUGCUCUGGCACCAUGCGCAUCCCAGUAGAGAGCGCGCCCAUGUUCUCCGCCAAGGUGGUUGUGACCGUGCAAGAGCUGUUCCAGACGCCAGUGCUGAGGGUAAUGAGCCCUAAGGAGAUCCGCGGCGCGGCGCACCGCCGGGUGGUCCUGCGCUGCGAGACUCGCCUGCACCCGCAGAAGCGCGACACGCCACUGCAGUUCGCCUUCUACAAGUACAGUCGCGCCGUUCGCCGCUUCGACUGGGGCGCUGAGUACACGGUCCCCGAGCCCGAGGUCGAAGAGCUUGAAGCAUACUGGUGCGAGGCGGCUACAGCCACUCGCAGCGUCCGGAAACGCAGCCCCUGGCUGCAGCUCCCGGGGUUGGGCUCUUCCCUGGAUCUGGCAUCCACCCACACCCCAGCCCCACAGGCUGCAGCCUUGGCGCCAGGUAACAAGCCGUUCUCCUUUAGAAAGCCCCCAGUGGCUAGAUCGGUCCCAUCGGUCACCUCUGUCCCUAACGCCACCUCAGUUGGGCUGCAGUUCCCGGCAGGCAGAGUCCCCACUUCUGGGCCACCCGCCUGCGCUCCUCCGACGCCCUUGGAACAAUCCGCUGGAGCUCUGAAACCCAACGUGGACCUUCUGCUCCGAGAAAUGCAGCUGCUCAAAGACCUUCUGAGCCGGGUGGUUCUGGAAUUGAAGGAACCACAAGUCCUCCCAGAGUUCAAGGGAACACGGGAGACCCCUACUUCGCAUUUUCCUUUGAGCCAGGGAAGCCACCAGAUGACUCCUGUGGAGAGUUGAAGGGCGGCUAUCUUCCUCUCUCCAGGUUCAUUUCUCCCAGAUCUCUCCUGCUUCCUUCCCCUAGCGUGCAGGCCUUUCUGAGCUAUUUCUGCAUCUCUUUGUUUUGCUGUGGUUUUUAAAGUGCGGUAGCUGAGGAUUUCGCCCUCACACAGCAGCUGGUAACCACAAGCAUUCUCUCUGAUGUGUUCCUUCUCACAGAAUUCCGUUAGGGAAGUAGAACUUGGUAUUUUGCUUCAUUGUAGUUUCCUUUUGGAGUGAAUUUAGUCAUCCUUAGCGCAAAUAAGUCUAACGUACAUAUUUUGGCACAGGUUACUUUUUGGUAUUUUAAUUCAUUGAGGUCACUGAACACUAGAACAUUUUGGGGUUAAGUGGAAUUAUUCAUAAUGAAUUUACUUCUCUGUUAAUAUAAAAAAGACUUUCAAUCCUUUUAUGUGUUUAUCCUCAAGUUAUGAGUUCUAGUUCCUUUCAGAGAGGGAAAGUUAUUUGUGUGGUCUAUCCAUUCAUAGGCUAUGAAGGUCAGUGUUCACCUAGAGGCACCCUCUCACUCCAAGCGCACCCCUUGCCCCCAUGCAGCCACCCAUGGGCUCUGGAAGCACCAGGCAUGUGGGCCACACUAAUCUUAGUGAAAAAUUAAACAAGUGAUAUCAUUUGCAUUGAGACAUCUCUUUGAGGAAGUUUUUAAACAAAUCCUUGAAAUUGCUGAAUCCACAUUUUUAGCAGCAUUUUUCUUCUUUAAAAACCAUUUAACACUAACACACAGCUAUAUUUACAUGUUCAGAUCUAGAACCCACCCUACCUGAAGACUUUUUUGGCACAUGAAGGAAGAAAAAUGAGAGGCCAUUUCUAUUGCAAUUUCAGGAGUUUGCUCACUAAAAGUCUAAUUUCCAUGCCUCCUCUGGUCUGUCUACUACAACCAUAGAUUCUCUGCAGAGCUGGUAUGACUUGAUCUAAUGCAUUCUACUG